Molecule: messenger RNA, 492 nt
Organism: Cokeromyces recurvatus
Lineage: Eukaryota; Fungi; Mucoromycota; Mucoromycetes; Mucorales; Mucoraceae
Exons: 1
Coding region: 1-492 (163 amino acids)
Biological process (GO): positive regulation of transcription by RNA polymerase II
Molecular function (GO): DNA-binding transcription factor activity, RNA polymerase II-specific
Source: RefSeq, a predicted model, not a curated record
AUGAACGUCAACGAUCCUCUUACUGAACUAUUAUCAUUGCCAGUCAAUUUUACUGUUGAGCCCCUGUUAACUCCAAACAACUCAGUCCCAGUAAUGAAUAAAAAGAGACAACAAGAGGGACCCAUCGUCUCACUUAAAAAAACAAGACUUUCAUUAGACGAUAAAGAUCAAAAGACAAAAGAAAGAAUACUUCGUAAUCGUGCAGCUGCUCAGGAAUCUCGUGAUAAAAAGCGUAGAUAUAUUGCUGAUCUUGAGAAUAACAAUAAACGACUUACAGAAGAAAAUGAAAGAAUGAAUAAACAUAUAAAGGACUUGGAAGAUCAAAAUGCAAUGUUAACUUCACAACUGGAAGCUUUUAGUCGUCAAUUAGCUACCUUACAAACACAAAUUAAAUUCAAUGUCAUCACCGCCACAACUCCUCCUAUCUUGUUUAAUGACUUUUGCGAUUCAGCACGGAUCGCGAAGAAGGAAUUAAUCAAAGUCGUCUCAUAA